AUGCGGCGGGGAAGCUUUCUCCAGGAGAUGGAGAGAUCUGGUACCAUCUCUCUCAUCCUCGAAGCCUGGAGCUCCUCCAGCUCAGAAUCCCCGUCCCACAACACCACGGGCUGGGAGCUGCUCUUGAGUCGAUUUACGGUACAGCAGAAGGUUCCGGUCAGUCCUCACUGGUCCCAGGACACCCAGAGGGACGGACACACCCGGAUCACGUUCUCCUACAGGGUGGUGUGUGACGCUCAUUACUACGGCGAGGGCUGCUCGGUUUACUGCCGGCCACGCAAUGAUACCUUCGGCCAUUACUGGUGCGGGCGUGACGGGCAGCGAGUGUGUGAGACAGGCUGGAGCCAGGAGUACUGCACUCAACCUAUCUGCCGGUCUGGGUGCAGCGUGAAGCACGGACACUGUGAGAGACCAGGAGAAUGCAGGUGCCUGUACGGCUGGCGGGGGCCGAGCUGUGAUCGCUGUGAGCGUCACCCUGGGUGUCUACACGGCUCCUGUCAACAACCAUUUCAGUGCAACUGUGAGGAGGGCUGGGGCGGACUGUUCUGUAACCAGGACCUGAAUUACUGUACCCAUCACAAGCCGUGUCACCACAACGCUACCUGCACAAACACAGGGCGUGGCAGCUUCACCUGCAUCUGCCCCCCCCACCUCACCGGCCCUGACUGUGGGACUCCCACCUCUCCCUGUCACAGUGCCCCCUGCCGCAACCAUGGGCACUGCACGGAGUCACAGACAGCCUAUCACUGUUUGUGUUUGCCCGGAUUCUCUGGGAGCGAUUGUGAGCUGCGCUCCCUGACCUGUGCCCAGUCUCCGUGUUUCAAUGGCGGCCGCUGUGUGGAGGGGACUCUGGGUCACAAGUACCGCUGCGUGUGUCCCCUGGGCUUCACCGGCCUCAACUGUGAGCAGAAAGUGGAUCAUUGUACCAGCAACCCUUGUCUCCACGGUGGCCAAUGCAUUGUCUCAGGCCGCUCCCGGUUGUGCCGGUGUAACCCUGGCUUCGCCGGCUGGCACUGCGAGGUGAACGUGAAUGAGUGUGCGAGCAGACCGUGUGCCGGGGGUUCCCGCUGCCUGGACCAGAUUAACAACUACACCUGUGUGUGUAGCCCAGGCUUCACCGGGAGAGACUGCGGCGAGCGGGGGCCGAGCGCGUGCCAGGCCGAGCCUUGCCGGCACGGGGGCACCUGCCAGGAGGGCGGACAUGGGGCACCCUUUGUGUGUCAGUGUCCUGCCGGCUUCCUGGGUGUGUGGUGUGAGCAGGCGGUGUCUGGCCGGGCCAUGGCUGGCACUGGGCUGUGGGUGACUGCGGGGCUGGCUCUUGGUGCCCUGGCUCUCCUCCUGAUGCUGUGCCUGCUCACUGCGGUGCUCACACACACCGGGAGCCGCCGCCGCAGCCACCGGGAAUCUCCCGCCCAAACCAUCAACAAUCUCAGCCAUUGCCUGCUGCCCCUGGCCCCCACCAAACUCAACAACAAGCGGGCAGAGCUACAGCUACAGUGCCCGAGCCUCACCCCCGAACACAAGCACCACCCCCACUGGAACCUCGUCAACAUCAUCAAGGCCGAGCUGACAGCCGAGCGCAAGUGCCACCACCGUGGGGCGUGCCCGGGGGAGGAGACAUUGCCCCUCAAAGCUCAUUGGAAUGAAGAUGCAGAGAGAGGAAUCUCAGGAGACUCAGAGUUCGAGGACACGAGGUCAGCGUACGAGACACCGCUCAGCGACGAGAGGAUAGUGGACACUGAGGUAUAACCGAGAAGAGGAUUGUGCGGGCAGCACUGUACACAAUGUGCAUCUCCACUUAUUUAUUGUCAGCGUGAUCCUUUGUUCAGGACCCACAGCCCCAACCACCAGCCCCCCACCCUUCACCCACCACAACCGCAAAC
Molecule: messenger RNA, 1883 nt
Organism: Callorhinchus milii (elephant shark)
Lineage: Eukaryota; Metazoa; Chordata; Chondrichthyes; Chimaeriformes; Callorhinchidae
Product: delta-like protein 1
Exons: 10
Coding region: 1-1749 (582 amino acids)
Biological process (GO): establishment or maintenance of epithelial cell apical/basal polarity; cell communication; heterophilic cell-cell adhesion
Cellular component (GO): protein-containing complex; plasma membrane
Molecular function (GO): calcium ion binding
Source: RefSeq, a predicted model, not a curated record